UGAAACAGUAAGAGUUUACACUAAUCACUUGCGUUCUCUCCAGUGAGAGACAGAAUUAUAAUUCUGCUAAGAAUCUAAGGUAGAAAACUAACAAGUGAAACAUGGUCUUUCCUUUCUUCUAUGAUGAUGCCCUGUACUAUUUGGAGUUUGCAGAGGAACACUGGUGUUUGACUAAUGGUUUGAAGAAUCAAAUGCUGAUCCUUAGACAGGAUCUGAGAUUUCUGAGGACGUAUCUGUUAUGCAUGGAGUUGUUGAAGAAGGUUUCUCUUAUCAGUUUUAGCAGAUCAAAGCCGCUUAUUUCCAGCAUAGAAGCUGCCUCCUCCGAGGCAGCCCAGUGCCUUUACAAAGCUCUUUCAGUUACGAGAACAAUCCAGGGUCUUGCCAGUGCGGUUUCUUUUAUAGCAAAUAAGGUCAAGUGUUUUGAGCCAAAUAUACAGCAAGAUUACACAUUAUUGUUGAAUCAGCAUUCAUGGGAUUCAUCAUCAUCCAACUACUCAUCAUUGCAUCCCGCACGCCUUACGGAUUUGUGUGAUUUUGUCAUAAAUAACUUAGAUGAUCUUCUUGAGUCGAAAAAUCUGAUCUUGUCAUUGAAGAAGCAAAUGGAAGUUCUUGUAAAGAAGCUCAAGUUUCUUAAGAAUCUCAUAUCUGAUACUUCUUGGAGAGAUGAUGCAAGGCAGGUAAUGGGAUCUUUUAUGCAGUAUGUUCCGUCUGUGACCAAGGUAGCAGCAUGUUUGUCCUAUCUGUGUUGGGUUGGUGAAACGAAUUAUAGAUACAAAGCACGUGAAGUGGAGAUUAAGCUUUCUGAUCUGCUACAGAAGUUUAAGACUGAUACUGCAGAGCUCAUUGAGAUGCAUGUUACGCUUCUCAGCGCUUCGGCAAAGGAAAAAUCGGGUGAUGGUAAAAGAGAAGCUCUGAAUUUUGUCAAUUUCCUCAUGGAAAACUCAGUCAGCUUCAUGAAUGACCAAAAUGUUAUCAUCUUUGAAGAGAUGGUUUUCCUGAUGGAGUUUGUGAUCAAGCCCCAAACUUAUCCGAUCACAAGAGAUUAUUACCAAAUAUCAGCAGAUAUUAAAGCAACGGCCAAGGAGGUAGGAUGUUUCGAGUACAAUUUUCUUGUCAACAAAGCAACAGAGGACCAACUGAGGGAUAUGAAUCGUAUGUUUGCUAGCUUGCUGGAAAAGAUGAAGCUGAUCAAAGCAGAGAUAUUUCUGAUACAGCUACAGGACUCUCAGGAAAGUUUCAUUGCAACUUCGAAGGAUAGAAUGAUAGGCCUUCACCAGAGUCUGGGAUUCCUGAGAUCGUUCCUCAGUGAUCCACUUGAGAAGGAGAAGGAGGAUAUAAAGCAGCUCAGUAAAGAUGCAGCAACAAUGGCUCGUGAGAUUACGGCCCUCAUUCACUUGAUGCACGAAAAGAAGGUGACCAAAGAGACGGUAAGGGAAGUGAAUCUUGAAAUUUUUUUGCUGCUGGAAAAGAUAAAGCUCAUUGAGGGAGAGUCAUAUUUGAUGAGGCUAAAAGACCAAAAGGCUGAAUUCAUAGCCCCUAUUAAUGAUCAAAUUCUAACCCUUCAUGAGGGGCUUAAAUAUUUUAGAGAAUUUCUCAUGGAUCCCUCAAAAAUGGAGGAAGAUACGGAGGAUGGAAAAUUAUUCUUGAAACAUUUUGAAGCUGUGACUAAAGAGUCAUCUUCCUUCAUACUCUCAUUUUGGUCCGAUGAAAAUGCAAAUGAGGCAAUUGAUGAAGCCAAUUUUCAGUUGCUCAAGUUACUCGACAAGAUUAAUCUUGUCAAGGCAGAGAUCUUUUUAGCAGAACUACAAAGCCACGAUGCUAGCUGGAUGAUCGAUAUGAAGGAUCCGGUUCAAACUCUUCAAAAGGUUCAAGAGGGGGUAAGAUUUCUCAGGAUCGUUCUCUUGGAGUCUCCUAAGGAGUUCAAGGAAUUUGGCGAACAGAUCUGGAUGAAACUCGAAGCUCUGACCAAGGAAGCCACAUGUCUAGUUUUCUUGCUCGGUGAUAAUUUAACGAAAGAAGACAUGUCCAAGGAAAUGAACCGUUCGCUUUCUGAUUUGAUAGAUAAAAUAGUGCUUUUGAAGGCUGAGAUCGGGCAAAGUUAUCUCCAAAUUCCGCAGCCAUAUCCCAAGACUGAUGAUCUUGGCUUUCUAAGCUCGUUCUUGGGAAAUCUGAGGGAGCUACUUGACUGCAAUGCUAUUUCAAUUGCUUCUGCAAAGCAUCAGCUUGACAUGGUAUAUAUGGACUUGGACUUCCUCAUAUCUUUCCUCAUAAAAAGUGUAAAGCAACAUCAUGACCAUGAGGAACUGAAAGUUCUUCGGACUAGAAUUACAAAAAUUGCAUAUGAACUAGAAUAUGCUGUUGACUCCUUUGUGGUUGGAGAUGGCCCCCUAUGCAUUCGUAUGCUAUGGCUUUCUGCUGUCAUAGAAGAGAUUAAACUUUUAAAAGCAAACAUGAUUGAGAUUUCUGACGAGAAAAGGUUUGACUCUGAAGCGGAUAGAGGUGCCAAGACCUCCAGUGAGGCACAAUCACAAGCUAGUAGCCCAACAGUUGAUGAGGUUGUGAUAGGUUUCGAAGAUGCAGAAAGGGGGGUUGUCGAUCGACUAACAAGAGGAACAAUGGAAAGGGAUAUCAUCCCAAUUGUAGGCAUGGCUGGGCUUGGCAAGACAACUCUGGCCAAGGAAGUGUUCAAUAACCCUACUGUUACCAGCCACUUCUAUGUUCGUGCAUGGUGCUGCAUCUCUCAAGUAUAUAACAAGAGACAGUUACUACUUGAUAUCUUGAGCCAAAUCAGUGAGACCACUGACCAAAUCCAGAAAAAGGAUGCCGAAGAUGUGGCCCUAGAAUUGCGCAAAAGGCUAAAGAGGAGAAGAUAUCUCAUCGUCAUGGAUGAUUUGUGGGAUAUCGAAGCAUGGAACGACUUGAGAGAUUCAUUUCCCAAUGAUAACAAUGGAAGUAGAGUUUUGUUUACCAGCCGAUUGGAAGAUGUAGCUUUUGAAGCUAAGUCAGGUUGCAAACCUUACUUCCUUCAUCUACUUUCUAGCAUUCAAAGUUGGGAGUUAUUGGAAUUAAAGUUGUUUGGAAAAGAAGGUUGUCCUCCAUCGCUGCAGGAAGUCGGGAUGGAAAUUGCACGGAAGUGUGACGGACUACCUCUGUCAGUUGUUGUGAUAGCGGGUUUGCUUGCAACAACAGAAAAGACACCUCUUAGUUGGGAACAAGUUUCGAGAAAUUUGAGCUCUCACAUUGUUACGGAUCCACAAAUGGGGUGCCUGCGUGUACUGGAGUUGAGUUACCUGCACUUGCCAGAUUAUUUGAAGAGAUGCUUUCUUUACUUUGCAGCCUUUCCGGAGGACCAUGAGAUUCCAGUAUCAAAGUUGUCAAGGCUAUGGAUUGCAGAAGGGUUUUUGCAAGAAACUGGUGUUAAGAGAUUGGAGGAUGCUGCAGAGGACUGCUUACUAGAUUUGAUACAUAGAAGCCUAGUUAUCGUGGCCAAAACAAGAUCAGACGGUAGGGUGAGAUCAUGCCGCAUUCAUGAUCUACUGCGGGAGCUAUGCCAGAGAAAAGCUCAAGAGGAGAACUUUUUCCAGCUUGUCCACGGGUAUGAUGAACAUUUCGCCACUACUCCUGAUGGUAAAGUUCACAACCUCGCUGAUUCUUUUUCCACAAUUCCUCCGAAAUACAAACAACGUCGGCUGUGCAUUUGUUCCAAAAGGGAGCAUUUUACCAUGUUGAGGCCUUGUGGUCCUCGUGUACAUAGUCUACUAUUUCUGGCCUAUAAUGAUUGGUUCCCAAGGCAACCUUAUGACAUUUCAUUCAUUUCUAAAAACUUUAAACUUCUAAGAGUGCUGGAUUUGGAGAGCAUCAACAUGGGUAGUUCUUUUCCCACUGGACUGGAACUACUUGUUCAGUUGAGAUACUUAGCUCUCAGAGGAGCUGUAAAUUCUGUUCCAACAUCAAUAGCUAAGCUCAGGAAGUUAGAAACUUUUCUUCUGAAGGGACUAUCUGGCGAAGUUGAAAUUCCGGACGCAUUUUGGGAAAUGGAAAGCUUAAGGCAUGUCCACAUAAAUGACCGUGCUGCAUUCAUUUUGGAUGACAAUAAGCUUGAAACCCGAUGUGUAUUGGGCAAUCUGGAUACCCUUUCUACACCAGUUCUUCGUCCUGGCAGAGCUACAGAGAAAAUAAUGAGAAGGCUACCUAAACUUCGGAAACUAAGAUGCAUUUUUAUGGAGUCAUGGAAUUUUCCGGUGCUGGAUGCUCUGACUUCCCUCGAGUCACUCAAGAUAUUUUAUCAUGGUAGAGUUGCUUAUCCUUGUAAAUUUAGCUUCCCUGCAAAUCUCAAGAAGUUGACACUGUCAAAGUUUCGCCUACCAUGGACUGAAAUAUCAACAAUCGGGAGACUACCAAACCUUCAGAGUUUGAAAUUACUCUUUAAAGCUUUUGAGGGACGGGAAUGGGAACCAAAAAAAGGAGAAUUCCAGAAUCUCAAAUACCUGAAAUUGGACAAGCUGGACAUUGCUCAGUGGAAAGCUUCCAAUGAUCACUUUCCCUCCCUUGAGCAGCUAGUCUUGCAAAGAUGUACGCAGCUUGAGGAGGUGCCAUUAAGUUUUGGGGAGAUCCCCACAAUACAGAUAAUUGAGGUGCAUUGGUGUGCCGAAGCUGCUGCUGUUUCUGUCAAGAAAAUCGAGGAAGAACAAAGGGACUCCGGAAAUGAGGAGCUCAAGGUCCUUAUUUCCGGACUGGAGAUAUAGAAGCCCUUUCUGUAGUUUCUUUCUCAUGUCGACAGGCUGACAGCACUGGAGAAAAUUUUUAGCUGAAGGCAGGUUCCAGAUUACACUAUUUUCCCUCUGCUUAUCUUGGCUGCAUUUCCAACGUUACUCUAUUUUUCCGCUGCUUAUCGUUACCGUCUUUCCUCCUGAAGAUGAUCAAGAAGAAAUGGCACUCUCAAAGUUCCUAUCCUGCCUGGAUCAGAUUUCCAGGGUUCUGUGUCGCACGUUUGUUGAGGUUUUUAAUUUCAAAGUUUCGCAUAUUAAUUUGAACUUGCAGACUCUAUGCUUCACGAUUGAAUUUGAUUUGCUGUAUCAUUUCUCUUUUUCCCCAAAAUGACUUUUUGUUUUUUGGGUUUUGUUAGCAUGUAAGGAAAUUUGUGGCCUGUCAGAAAGAAAGGCGCAAUUACAACGUUACAAAUGCCAGCAGACCAUUUUCAUUUUCUCUA
Molecule: messenger RNA, 5209 nt
Organism: Coffea eugenioides
Lineage: Eukaryota; Viridiplantae; Streptophyta; Magnoliopsida; Gentianales; Rubiaceae
Product: putative late blight resistance protein homolog R1B-23
Exons: 3
Coding region: 102-4745 (1547 amino acids)
Biological process (GO): defense response to other organism
Molecular function (GO): ADP binding
Source: RefSeq, a predicted model, not a curated record